GCUCUUGUUUCACCAGAAAGAGGACAGAGAUGAUGGAAAGUAUUAAGGUCUAUACAUCCACAUCCAGCUCUGUGACCCAUGCUCGGGUCCUGCUCAUUGGACCAGUUGGAGCUGGAAAGUCCAGCUUCUUCAAUUCUAUCAACUCUGUAUUCAGAGGCCACGUCAGCAACCAGGCCAGCGCUGGCUGCUUGACCACCAGCCUCACCACACAGUUUCGCACCUACUCAGUGAAAGCUGGACAAGCAGGAAAAUCUCUGCCAAUCACCUUGUGUGAUACCAUGGGAUUGGAGGAAAACAUGGGGGCGGGGCUUGACAUGGAUGACAUCAUCAGCAUUCUCAAAGGUCAUCUGCUAGACAGUUAUCAGUUCAACCCCUCGGCUCCUCUGCUUUCAGAGGCCAGCGGCUACCGCAAGUCUCCUGGGCUCAAGGACAAGAUCCACUGCGUGGUCUACGUCAUUGAUGCCUGCAAAGUCUCCAUCAUGCCCACAAAGCUGGAGCAGAAGCUGGAAGCUAUCCGCAGAAAGGUCAACUUAAUGGGGAUUCCUCAGCUGGUCCUGAUGACUCAAGUGGAUGAAGUGUGCCCUUUGGUUUCACAGGACAUUAGGAACAUUUAUAGAAGCGGCUACAUCAAGAAAAUGGUGAGAUCAACUUUAAAUUGUAAUUUUAUUCUGAUGAAAAAAGUGUAAAUUUUGGCCCUGUUUGUAAAUUUUGGAUACUUAGUUUUGGCCUUGAGGGAAGAAUAUAAGACACACAGUCAAUUUAAAUCAUCCCAUUUUCAUUUCAUUUAGCUUUUGUUGUCUUUUUCAGUUCUGCUCUUGUGUUUUUGUCUCAUUAUUUUUUAUAUUUUACUUUCUCCUAACAGUGUUUUAUUAAUUUAAUACUACUUAAGCAGUAAAGUCGCAGGUAUACACCAAUAAAGUUCUUGUUGAAUUAUAAUGGGCAGUCAUAACCUACACAAAUACAAAACACGUUCAACUUUUUCACUGUCGGAAAAAACAUGUGAUUUAACCUAAAUUAAUGCAAUUCUUUGUCUCGUUUUGUCAAAGUAUAAACAGACUGGGGAGAACUGAUAAUGAUAGUUACAUUUGAGUAGUACGUUCUGUGAGUUACCACAAAGUGUAUAAAUAAACAAAACAACAUGUUAUCUAACAAU
Molecule: messenger RNA, 1153 nt
Organism: Cottoperca gobio
Lineage: Eukaryota; Metazoa; Chordata; Actinopteri; Perciformes; Bovichtidae
Product: interferon-induced protein 44-like
Exons: 4
Coding region: 30-686 (218 amino acids)
Biological process (GO): immune response
Molecular function (GO): GTP binding
Source: RefSeq, a predicted model, not a curated record